CGCCCGCUCCUCCCUGCACUAGCAGCCCCCGCCCAGCAGUGCCGCCAGCCCCACCCAUCUAUGCAGGCUUACAGUGAGCCAGCAGAGCGCAGGCGCAUGGUGACGUCACGGGAGGCAUCCGGCGUAGGCGAAAGCAUUUGAAUCUACUUGGCGGGAGUUAGUACUGUAGUGCGAACUGUUCAGCUAUGGAGUCCGCCUCGGGAAGUGAGGAGAAUGAAGAAGGUGCGGCGACAGAGAAAUGCGUGAAUAGGAUCCCAGUACCAAGACCACCCUCCAUUGAAGAAUUCACUAUAGUGAAGCCCAUUAGCCGUGGCGCAUUCGGGAAAGUGUACCUGGGACAGAAAGGCAGCAAGUUGUACGCGGUGAAGGUUGUCAAAAAAGCAGACAUGAUCAAUAAAAAUAUGACUCAUCAGGUACAGGCUGAGAGAGAUGCCCUGGCACUGAGCAAAAGCCCUUUUGUUGUGCAUCUGUAUUACUCACUACAGUCAGCAAGCAACGUCUACUUGAUAAUGGAAUAUCUUAUUGGUGGAGAUGUCAAGUCUCUCCUACAUAUAUAUGGUUAUUUUGAUGAAGAGAUGGCUAUAAAAUAUACUUCUGAAGUAGCAUUGGCUUUAGACUACCUGCACAGACAUGGCAUCAUCCACAGGGAUUUGAAACCGGACAAUAUGCUUAUUUCCAAUGAGGGUCAUAUUAAGCUGACAGAUUUUGGCCUUUCCAAAGUUACUCUGAAUAGAGACAUCAAUAUGAUGGAUAUUCUCACGACACCAUCAAUGUCUAAACCUAAGCAAGAUUAUUCGAGAACCCCAGGACAAGUCUUAUCUCUCAUCAGUUCUUUGGGAUUUUUCACACCAGUUGGAGAAAAAGAUCAAGACUCUGCAAAUGUGUUUUCAGCACCUAAGUCUGAAGCACAACUUUCUCAAGGAUCAAUUUGUCCUAUGUCCAUAGAUCAGAAGGAGCCAGUUUCUUAUUCUAGCAAACUACUAAAAUCAUGUUUUGAAACACUUGCAUCCAAUCCAGAAAUACCUGUGAAAUGUCUGACUUCUAAUCUACUCCAGUGUAGGAAAAGACUGGGUACCUCAAGUACUAGUAGCCAGUCUCAUACCUUCGUAUCCAGUGUGGAGUCAGAAUGUCACAGCAGUCCCAAAUGGGAGAAAGACUGCCAGAGUGCCAAGCCAUCAAGUACAAUGAUGAGCUGGAGUGCCGGUGAAAUGCCGUAUGCAAAAUCUGUAAGUGCCAUCGAGACAAAAACGGAUUUGGAAUUAGCACUUUCUCCCAUUCAUGACAGCAGUAACAUUCCUCCCACUGGAAGAAACUACAUGACCCUCCCUAGAAAGUGCUUCUCCAGGGAAAUCUCUUGGGAGGCAAGAGAACCGGAUAUAAAUAAUGAGACCAUGACCAUUGACGAGGUCAGUUUCUGUCAGUCCAAUCAUUGGGCUGUAAAUUCUAGUGCUACAUCUGAAGAACACCUCUGUAAAAGAAACUGUAAAAGAAAUUUCCACUUGGUUGACUCCAGUCCUUGUCAGGAAAUUAUACAAAGUAAAAAAAACUGUAUAGAAUAUGAAGCCAAUAAGGAAAAGACAGGCUGUUGUGCAAAUCAAGCUACAGGCUUGACAGCCCAAGUCCAGAACCUGAAGCUAUCAGUGUGCAAAAGUCAGCAACAUGACUAUGCUAAUAAGGAGAACACUGUCACCUAUUUAACUGACAGACGAACCCCAGAAGAACUGCAUAUACCAACAAUAGCAAAGAACCUCAUGUCUGAGCUCGAUGAAGACUGUGAGCUGAGCAGUAAAAAAGACUGCCUCCAUUCUAAUUCCGUAUGUUCUGAUGAGGAUAGAGCUCCUAAAACUGUCUGUGUAGACUCUGAUUCAUCUUUUCCUGGAGUGUCUAUGAUGGAAAGUUCACUGGAAAUUCAGGCCUUAGAGCCAGAUAAAAGCAUCAGAGACUACUCUUUUGAAGAACCAAAUACUGAAGAUCUACUUAUGUUACCAAAAUGCCAAGAAAAUUCCUUGCCAAAAGAUGACUGGCAUGCUUCUAUCCAAGACAGUAACCAAAUGUUAGCUCCUCCUUCAAAGGCGCCAAAAACAUUCGCCUCUAAAACCAAUGUCGUGGCUUUUCGAAGUUUUAGCAGUCACAUUAAUGCAUCCAGUAAUUCAGAACCAUCCAAAGUGAGCACAACUUCUUUAGACACUAUGGACAUUUCCUGUGACUACAGUGGUUCGUGUCCCAUGGCUGUGACCCCUACUGAGAAAGGGAGGGCCUGUGUGUCACAUCAGCAGACUCCGAGUCAGGUCAAGUUGGGAACAUCAUACAGAACUCCAAAGAGUGUGAGAAGAGGGCCACCCCCAGUAGAUGAUGGACGGAUUCUAGGAACCCCGGAUUACCUGGCACCUGAGCUCCUACUGGGAGCCGCCCAUGGUCCUGCAGUAGACUGGUGGGCACUUGGAGUCUGCUUGUUUGAAUUUCUAACAGGAAUCCCCCCUUUCAAUGAUGAAACACCACAGCAAGUAUUCCAGAAUAUUCUAAAAAGAGAUAUCCCGUGGCCAGAAGGUGAAGAAAAGCUAUCUGAUAAGUCUCAAAGUGCGAUGGAUAUGCUGUUAACCAUUGAUGACACAAAGAGAGCUGGGAUGAAAGAACUGAAACAUCAUCCUCUCUUCAGUGAAGUGGACUGGGAGAAUCUGCAGCAUCAGACUAUGCCUUUCGUGCCCCAACCAGACAACGAAACAGAUACAUCCUACUUUGAAGCCAGGAACAAUGCUCAGCAUCUGACCAUAUCUGGGUUCAGUCUGUAGCACAUGCAUGCCAUUUCUAUCUAACUUGUGAUAUAGAAUUUUAACACUAGAUUCAUCUACACGGAAUAAGUCAUUAUUGUACCGAGGCUAAACAGUUUUAAUGAGUACAACAGCUUUUACAGAGUUAAAAUACUGUAAAAAAUAUAAACAGUAAUCUCUACCUUAGAACUGUACAUAAGGCAUCAUGGCUUUUUUCAUCUUAUUUAUUCACUGCACUUUAUGAAGAGCAAUGUCUCAAUAAACUAAAACAGCACUACCACUCUAAACAGAGGGGAUGAACCAUAAGCUUGUAUGUAUCUGUUGAUGUUAGUUCUGUUCACUUUGGUGUUUAUUUGCACAUGGUUACAUCCUAAGCUGUUCUCGGGGCUGUCAUAUGAGACAAACAUGACUGAAAAUCGUUUGACCCAGACAUCGUGGUGGAAGUUCCCAUAUUCAAGAGCAGAUGUAACACAGGAUUAUGACUGCAAUUUGAAGACUCAGGCCAGCCAGGACUGUAUUUCUCAUCAGUAUGUCUCUGCUGAGGGUGAACUAGUCAAAAGAAUUAAGGUUCUAACUCAUCUUACUUAUGAUGGAAUCUCACUGCCUUGAAUGCUCUUGGUGCUUCCCUCUACAAUUCCUGCUUGUUUAAACGGGUAGUGGAAAGGCUGGGUGUGAUACUUUAAGUGAUUUUAAUAGCUUCUUCACUUUUAAUAGAAAAAUUUAUACUUUACAUCAGAUCCUUUCAAACACUGCGAGAGACAAAUAGUAACAAUUAUAAUUACUUGUAACUGUAACUAGUGACUUCAGUAUUGGUCUUUUCAAGUAUGUACUAAGACUCAGGUCAAAAGUCUUAUCUCAAACUAAUUGAGGCUUUUGAUAUUUCCCUAGAAGAGCAAAAUUAAGACGUACGUGUACCAUAGGGAAGGUUUUUGCUAAUGCCUGCUUGCAUACUGACUUUAGUGCUUCCACUGCCACCCAGUCACAGCCCAGAUAGAAUACAGUUUGCAAAGAUGCAUAAUCAGUGCUGGGUAUAGAGUCCUUACUGUACUUAUUUUAGUAAAGACUACUUAGUGUUCCAGUUACCUUUUUUACUAAAAAUAUUCAAAUAUAUUUACAGCUUCCUUUACUAAGACUCACUUUCAGGUGACAGCAUAAUUCUACAGUCUGUUUACUCUAUCAUCCUCUUAGAGUGUUUUCAAGAUUAGAAAGAAACCUUUAGAAUCAAAAAAAUACCUAAAUGACUGCUACUAAACUGAAAUGAUGUGGGCAGGUUAAAAGUGAGCAUGAAGAUGCUGGAGGGAGCAAAUGCUUAGUGUGCCAAGGACCCCGUGUUCAAUCCCCACCAUACACAAACAGUAAUUGAGGAAUUAGGAUAAGCAGAGCCACAUUAAUAAACCUGAGGUUCACAAGUCAUGGCUUACCAGAGCACUGGACCCCAGCUAUGGGUAUUGUUAAAAGUGAGUCUGCAGAAGCAAGCCCCUAGUGGCUUCUUAAAUUAAAUCAUUGGACAAUUGGUUAUAGUAAAAUUAAAUUCUGCUGUGGAUCCUUGAGAGUUCCUGGCUUGCCUGGGUGGGGCCACAUGAAUAUAUCACUGGAAUAGGAAAGUCUGUAAAUGGAUGGCUGAAUAAACAGGGAAACAUAUGUAAGUAUGCAGAAGAGAAGGAUGGGAAGACACUAUAGUUUUUGUAAAAUGCUUUUUUCUACUUUCCCUGUUUUCACAGAGUGAAUCAUAAACACUUUGCACAUUUAUGUUUCAUUUUCUUUUACUUGUAUGUACAGAAUAUGAUUUUAAAAAAUUAUUUCUCCUUUCAAGAUUAUUUAACCUA
This is a messenger RNA of Rattus norvegicus (Norway rat), 4594 nucleotides long. RefSeq names its product microtubule associated serine/threonine kinase-like (gene Mastl). Gene Ontology annotation, molecular function: transferase activity; kinase activity; ATP binding. NCBI's taxonomy places the organism in Eukaryota, Metazoa, Chordata, Mammalia, Rodentia, Muridae. The record is from RefSeq and is a predicted model, not a curated record. Gene Ontology annotation, cellular component: nucleus; centrosome.